This is a messenger RNA of Trichoderma harzianum CBS 226.95, 540 nucleotides long. RefSeq lists its product as hypothetical. The transcript has a single exon. The annotation marks the transcript as partial. The record is from RefSeq and is a predicted model, not a curated record. Lineage: Eukaryota; Fungi; Ascomycota; Sordariomycetes; Hypocreales; Hypocreaceae.
AUGGACCGCCGUCCUCCCGGCUAUAGUCUCCCGCCGUACGACGACGAGCUCGACUCGCCCACCGGCCAUGGAGCCGCCGCCGUUAGAUUGUUGACAUCUGUGGAAGAGUCCCCAGACAGAAGCAGACCGUACGUAACACAAACGUCGCCAAUGGCAACACCAACAUUCCUAAAUAUGUCCUCUCCGUCCUCAUCGACGUCGUCUUUGCAACCCAAGGACGCUUCGAAACACCAAGGAUCCAACCCCGAGACGUCCACCAUGGCUUUCGACGAGUGUCCAGGAGCCGCCUCGAGCUUGGAGACCAAGCAAGAGACGGAAAUGCAAGCAGCAACCAAGGCGGAUGCUCCUCUUCCUCCUCUUCCUCUCUCUUCUCCUUCUGUUCACAAUCCCCUCCCCCCUCUUGACGUUGCUGUCCCCCCUCCCCUCUACAUCAAACAGGUUCGCAAGAACAACAAUGCAAAGUUGCACAGUCCAAGAAGUUUAGCGCUCAAUGACUCCCCAAAUCUUGCCGAGGCUCUGCCAACUAUCCCGGAAGGACCA